AAGUCUAGUAUUAUUAUAAUCUCAAACGAAAAAGUUCAAAUCUCAGUCUCAGAGACAGUUGUAAAAUGAUCGUUAAUGUCACUUAAAAAAAAAAGACAACUACCAAAAUUAUCAAUGGAGUAUUAUAACUUAUAAUCAUAUAGAACCACUCAACACGUUCACAUUUAAUAGCUAUGCCUAACUUGAGUAACUUCCACCAUCCUCCUUCAAUACGUGUCACUUUCUCUUGUCAUAUAUAUAUUCAUACUACACUGAAGAAAUACUCAAGUCUUCAAAAAGCAGAAAAGAUGAACAUGAAUAGCAAAGAAACACUUGUUGUACUUUUAGUGUCUUUCUUAUUCUUUUGUAGCUAUGCACAAGAUACACUUGUACCAGCUAUCAUAACAUUUGGUGACUCUGCAGUAGAUGUAGGGAAUAAUGACUACCUUCCUACUCUUUUUAAGGCUAAUUACCCUCCUUAUGGUAGAGAUUUUGUUAAUAAACAACCUACUGGGAGGUUUUGCAAUGGCAAAUUAGCUACUGAUAUUACAGCUGAAACACUUGGUUUUACGACAUUUCCACCGGCAUAUCUUAGUCCACAGGCAUCAGGGAAGAACCUCCUUAUCGGAGCAAACUUUGCUUCAGCUGCAUCUGGUUUUGAUGAAAAGGCUGCUACAUUGAAUCAUGCAAUUACAUUGCCCCAACAGUUAAGUUAUUUCAAGGAAUAUCAAGGCAAGUUGGCUCAGGUUGCUGGCAGUAAAAAAGCUGCAUCAAUUAUCAAGGAUUCUUUGUAUCUAUUGAGUGCUGGCAGCAGUGACUUUCUACAAAAUUAUUAUGUCAAUCCUUGGGUCAACAAAUUAGUCACUGUUGAUCAGUAUUCAGCUUACCUACUAGAAUCAUUCAAUAGCUUUGUUAAGGACUUGUAUGGAUUAGGAGCUAGGAAAAUUGGAGUGACUUCACUUCCGCCAUUGGGUUGUCUACCUGCUGCAAGGACUUUAUUCGGUGCCCAUGAAAGUGGUUGUGUCUCAAGAAUCAACACUGAUAUUCAAGGAUUUAACAAGAAGGUCAACUCAGCUGCAUCAAAUCUUCAAAAGCAACUUUCUGGUCUUAAGAUUGUUAUUUUUGAUAUUUACAAGCCUCUCUAUGACCUUGUUCAAAAACCUUCAGAUUUCGGUUUUGCUGAGGCAGGAAGAGGUUGCUGUGGUACAGGAACUGUAGAAACAACAUUCUUGUUGUGCAAUCAAAAAUCACCAGGAACUUGCUCUAAUGCAACACAGUAUGUUUUUUGGGACAGUGUUCAUCCUUCAGAAGCUGCUAAUCAAGUUAUAGCUGAUGCUUUACUUCUACAAGGCAUAGCUCUUAUCACAUAAUUAAGGACUCAUAAAUAUUCAUCUCUGCUAAAUCUUGUUGUGCACAAGUACAACUGCACAAUAUUACUAUUGAAGUCAUUCAAAAGUUUCCUAUUUUUCAGGAUGAUGCUACAAGAAUAUUUAUUCUAUGUACUUUAUAUCGUGCGAUGUUUCAGAUAAACUUGUUUGUAAAACACGUUAUAAUAGAUAAGUUUCUACUUGUUAUUUAUAAAUUCAUUGUUGUAUUUUUGGUAGCUUGUUUUGAACUACCAAAAAUGAAAUCAAAUCAUGGAGAAUUUAAAUCCAUGUGUAUGUUCUUCUUUUUGUUUUAAUGUGUUUCGAUGUUAUGUUUACCUUUAUAAAAGAGAUACUUCUGAGUUGAUACACAACAAA
This is a messenger RNA of Trifolium pratense (red clover), 1721 nucleotides long. Its product is annotated as GDSL esterase/lipase APG-like. The transcript is spliced from 5 exons. The coding region runs from base 174 to 1349 and encodes 391 amino acids. The record is from RefSeq and is a predicted model, not a curated record. Gene Ontology annotation, cellular component: apoplast. NCBI's taxonomy places the organism in Eukaryota, Viridiplantae, Streptophyta, Magnoliopsida, Fabales, Fabaceae. Gene Ontology annotation, molecular function: hydrolase activity, acting on ester bonds.